GCUCAGUCGGUAUCGAAAUUCGCAAGAAAGUGCGGAUUGCGUAUGAAAGCCAAAAAUGACGUUAGCGCCUAGCCCACCUCACAACUCCACAACUCCCUCCCCAUCUCCACAACCCCGAAAACAAUAAUGGCCUGUAGUAGUACUACUCGCGGGCAGGAGCAGCAGCAGAUACAGUGUCGUAUAUCCCACAGCGUCUGCUGCUCUGUAUCUCGAUCCCCUUGCAAUGGCAUCGCCGUCCUCGCAACAACCGCGUGAUGCUACCACCACUACAGCUACUGCACAGUGCAAAGUCCCGAUCCCCCGACUCAACAACCGAAGACGACCCAGCGACAACAAUGCAGCAGCGGCCGUCGAGAAACCCCGGGCCGCGCGCGCGUGUCUGGGCUGCAGGCAGCUGAAGAUGAAGUGCUCGGGGGAAGUCAGGUGUCAGCGGUGCGCGGCGGGCGGGAAGCCGUGUGUGUAUCCGCAGGCGCGGAAGGAGAGGAUUAGAUCGGUGGCGGAUCAGAAUGAACAUAUGCUCAGACUCAUGCGGGAUCUCAGAGGGCGGGUGGCGGAGGACGAUCGAUUGCAGAUUGAGGAGCUGCUUGAGAGAAUUGGCGCGGUCCCGAGGAAACGGCAAAAGGAGAGCAAUCAGACAUCGACGUCGCAGCAAAUCGCCAGCAGCCCGGUGACGGUCGUCGACGCCAGUGGUGAUGCGAGUGUGACGAGUCCGAAUAGCUCGGACGCUCCAAGUGCGGUAGAGUUCGCGGGUAAAUUGUCGAAUCUUCAGUGUCUGCAAAGUCGACCGCCGCAAGAUCAAUUACAGCAGAUAUCGAGCGAAGAGAUACAACCGCAAACAGCGGUACCCUUCGAUUCCACUCACCCAGCACAGCAAGUCUUCAAGCCGCAACUCGACAACGCGUCUCUCCUAGAAACAUUCUGGUGUCUCCAGCGAGACUCGGGGAGCGAGCAGGCGCAGGACUUCUUGAAGUACGUCAAGACCUGCGACGUCCUCGACUCAUCAUCGGUGGAAACCUGGCUCGGAAACCAGCAAAAGCAACAGCGAAUCGAUUCCCCGUAUUCGACCCUCCUCAGUACGUCCUCGAGCCCCCGUGAUCGUGUCAGUGGAUACGGAAAGGAAGCAGACGAGUUGAGCAAUUCCCAAACAGAAACCCCAGACGUCGAGCUCGCAGACGCACAGUUCAUGAGCCGCAAUGUGACCGUCACGACUAUCAGGCGUGCGGUGGACAUGUUUUUCUCGUCCACCGGGCUGCUCUUCUACAUCGUGCCUAAGGACCAGCAGGAGUCGCUCUUCCGGUCUGCGUUGAGUCGAGACGACGGGCCUAUGCCUCUGGACUCGCCCUUUGUGGAUUUGCUGCGGAAUAGCACCGGGCUGGAAGCUAAAGCGCGGCUCGCGGAGAUCAGCGGGAUGGCAGCUAUCGGUCUGCUGUAUCUGCGGAUAGCGGACGAGGAACAUGCGCCGCCGGAGAAGAUGGCACACUACUUCUACUCCAUUGCGAAGCAGAUGCUAGAUAGUGCCGUCGAGGCGAAUCCGCUGCGGGCCAUGAAGGUCUGCGCAUUGUUGACGUUGUAUAAUAUCUACGUCAAGGCGAGGGUUGCGAUGGCGUAUGUUGAACUUGGACUGGGUUUGGCACAGCUUCACGGGCUCAACGACAAGAACCAUGAAACCAUGGGUGCUGAUGAACUUUUGGACUACAGGAGGACGUGGAGGACACUGCUCACGUUCAACGGUUGGCUCGCAGCAUCUCUUGGAUAUACAUCCGGCCAACUAAGCCCGAGCACACUUCUCAUGAUGAUGGAGCAAGACGCCACAGAAGAAGACAUAAUCCAACAAGAACUCGCCAAAGUUACCAUCAUCAAAGCGCGCAUCAUCCGCGCCAUCCCCGACGACGGCAUCGUCGACGACAGCGUAAUCGACAGCUACCGCCUCGAACUCCACGACCUCAACGAACGCCUCCCGGAAUGGAUGACCAUGAAGCGCCUCAUCUCCAAACAAGACUCAACCCCCGUCCGAAAAGGCACCUUCUACUUUCACCUCUUCUUCCUCUCCGCCAUGCAGCUCCUCCACCGCCGCUCCAUGGCGAACCCAACCUCCUGCUCCUCCCCCGCGCGCCACAGCACGCGCACCGGCGUCCGCGAAGGCCUCAUGGCGGCCAAAAUGGCCGCCCGCAUGCUGGCCCUCAUGGCGCAGGAAACCUACAUCGGCCAGUUCUGCUGGAUGUGCAUCUACUCGUCCUACACGUCCGGCAUCAUCAUCCUGCACGCAGCCGUCCAGAAGAUCCUAACCGGCUACCACUCGUCGACCUGGAUCGCCGACCUCACCCUCGCCAACAUCUGCGUCAACGUCCUCGCAUUCUGCGCGGAAGUCGACAGCGUGGCGGCGCGCAUGCGCGACAUCGUGAAGAGGUACAUGGAGGUCAUCACCGCGGCCGUGAAUGCCGGACAGUUGAACGCCGACCCGGGGGAAAACAACAACGAGGACGAGGUCGUCGACUACCUCUUCUCGAUCCCGGACGGCGACACAAGGCUGCACAAAGCAGCCCGCGACCUGCUUCGUCUUAUCCAGUACCCCUUCGGCACCGCGCUGGAAUUGAUUCCGCAGGGCGGACCGCGGGCCCCGCCGGUUAGGAGCGAGCUGGUCAAUUGGAUGGAGGCGGCGGUGGGGAUUCCCCAGGAACUGGACUGGGAGCUCAGGAAGUGCGGGUUGAAGAUGAGGGAUCAGCCUGCGGGGACGGCGGCGGCAGCAGCAGCGAAGGGAACGGCAGGGCAGGAGAGAGGGAUGAGGGGUGUUAUGGCGACGAUGGGGCAGGGUCACUGCGUUCCGAUGGGUGACUCGCCGCCGUGGACUACGUGGACGAGCCAGAGUUUUGGGGGCGAUGCUCCGGCGUCGUUGUCGGGGUUCGAUGUGUGAAGGGCGGUGGUGAUGGAUGUCACGAUGCUUGGCAUAUUGUCACAUAUCAAGCACAGCAACCAAAAGUCUACGUUGGACCGGGGUG
Aaosphaeria arxii CBS 175.79 is the source of this 2996-nucleotide messenger RNA. RefSeq lists its product as uncharacterized. Gene Ontology annotation, molecular function: DNA-binding transcription factor activity, RNA polymerase II-specific; sequence-specific DNA binding; zinc ion binding. The coding region runs from base 224 to 2911 and encodes 895 amino acids. Gene Ontology annotation, cellular component: nucleus. Lineage: Eukaryota; Fungi; Ascomycota; Dothideomycetes; Pleosporales. The record is from RefSeq and is a predicted model, not a curated record. The transcript is spliced from 5 exons. Gene Ontology annotation, biological process: positive regulation of transcription by RNA polymerase II.